GCACAUGAACAGUAAGCAACAAAUAAAAAAAUAACAUAAAACUAAAGAAAUGGGUGAACUUCCAAGGUUCAUAGUGCUGGGUAGACCAACAGGAGGAGUAACUUACUUGCGGUAUGUGGUUGAAAGAGGAGCACAACAUAGGAGGCUACAUCUCUCGAGUCCGGAGGUAAUUAGCGAACGGAAUUUUACCAAGUUAGAAGUGGUUAGGGCACCACCAACUAUUGGGCGGGACAUGGUACACAUAAGAAGCUGCUACAACAACAAGUUCCUUGUGCUGGAGUCCGAGGGAAGUAAUGUUUUUGUGGCCGAAGCAGACGAGCCGGAGGUAGACCGUUCCAUAUGGUCAUGCACAUUGUUUAGGGUUACUUACGUCAACAAUCGCCUAAGCCUUUUGCUCCAAUCCUCAAAUGCUCAGCAUAGUGUUCAAGUCCUUUCAAAUAGUUCCCUUGGCAUUGCAGUUCGAAACUCACCAUUUGCAUACUGGUUCGACGUUACAAACAUGAGCACUUUGGCAAUCUUGCCUGAGUACAUAGCAUUCAAAGGGGACAACAACAGGUACUUGAACUCACGCCAUAUCCGGACCCAAAAUAGGCUCAAGUACGAAUCCACCAACCUAUUGGAUACCGGGGUGCACCACCAGACUCAAACCCUACGAAACGGCAACGUCCGUUUCAGGUCCAUCCAUUUCGGUAGAUUCUGGAGGAAGUCGAACCCGGAAUGGAUAUUUGGUGACUCCGAUGAUAGAACAGGCAGUGAUAUAAACACAGUUUUCCGCCCAAUAAAGUUAGAUGGUAAUAAAAUUUCUCUCCUUAAUCUUGGUAACAAUAGGUACUGUAUGAGGAGGGUCCAAGGCGGCCAACCUAAACUGGUCGAUACCCUAACUGCAUCCUCCUCAACCGUGGGCCCGUUGACGGUGAUGGAGGUGGAGGAGGCGGUUCGACAACGAGAGAUUUACAACAUCCAUUACAACAUGGAUGAAUCUCGUGUCUACAAUGUUGCACCGUUCGAAAGCGGGAAUGUAACACAGGACACGUACAACCUUACACCACUACCCGUUGUUAAGAGGGUUGGUUUUAAAUACACACAGGUAACAAGAGAGACUUUUAACUCGUCUCAUUCUUGGAAAGUGGCUUAUAAUUCAAAGAUAAAGGUUACGGUGAUUCCCAAGUUUGUAGAAGGUGAGGCUACAUUAGAGGCAUCGUAUGAUGGAAAAGUAGAGUGGUCAGAGUUGAAUGAAACAAUUAUAACACAAACUAAGGACUUGUUUAUCCCUGUACCACCCAUGACUAAAAGUAUAGUGACUUUGAUCCUAGGAAGGGGGUCCGUUGACGUCCCGUUCUCCUACGAACAACGUGACAUCCUUCCUAACGGUAGAGAAGUUCACAAACACAUGGAGGACGGCCUUUUUAGUGGUCUUAAUACCGAGGUUUUUACCCAUACAGUUAGAGAAAUAAGCCUCUCUACUUUGUCGGAGUCGGAGUUGGAAGAGGCGAGAAGGUUGUCGGUGGUGGACGAAGAGGCGGCGGCACCAGCCUUGUCGUCGAAGCUUUGAUGGAUACAAGCUAGCUAGAUAGCAACUCUUUGCUUGAUCGAGAUGCUAGUCAAAAUGUUGUUUUACCCAACAAUGUCCCAAGUAAAAUUUCCUUUUUUUUCAAUAAUGUAGUAAUGCAUGUGCUGCUUACUACACUACGCGUAAAAGUACAGGAAAGUAUUAGGAGACCCUCCUCACGAGGGAAGCUUUUAGCGCAAAUGGUGUACUUUGUAUGUGAUUUUUUAUAUUACUGUAUGCUUGUAUGAAUGUUGUACGUACCCAGCUUGUUUCGAUGGUACAAUUUAAUCUAUGUUGCUUUAAUUUGAUUGAACUAUUCACCUA
This is a messenger RNA of Spinacia oleracea (spinach), 1873 nucleotides long. RefSeq lists its product as uncharacterized. The transcript is spliced from 3 exons. The coding region runs from base 50 to 1552 and encodes 500 amino acids. The record is from RefSeq and is a predicted model, not a curated record. NCBI's taxonomy places the organism in Eukaryota, Viridiplantae, Streptophyta, Magnoliopsida, Caryophyllales, Amaranthaceae.